UGACCCUGGGAACAAGGCGUUUUAUUAGUUCUGCUGGUGUCAUGUAAACAAGCCGAUUGGCACAAUCGUUUUGCAAAUGAUUUCUCUGGAGCUUUGGGGAGGGUUGGUGUUUGCAGGUUUAAAUUCGAUUUUGAAUCCCCCAGAUUUUGGUCUCAGACUUGUUGGAACCCACUGCAUCAGCAAGCCAACAAUAUUGUUUUUCUUCAACCUUUCUAUUUCAGGCAGUCUUGCUGUCUUGAUGCAAAUGCAUUUAGCAUUUCCUGGAUUCUAAUGCAAGGGAUAGGUGUCAACGAGUGAGGAGAAGCCCCAAUAACCCCCCCUGCCCCACAAACUUUUUUAGAGGCAACACCAUUGAAUCCUGACCACAAAUUGCAGGUUGCUUUGAUUCACAGCAUGACCGUUGCCACGGGUGACCCAGCUGAUGAAGCCGCAGCUCUCCCUGGUCAGCCACAGGACACGUAUGAGCCGGAACCAGACCAUGAGUGCUGCGAAAGAGUGGUCAUUAACAUCUCUGGCCUGCGCUUUGAGACACAGCUCAAAACACUAUCUCAGUUCCCAGAGACAUUGCUUGGGGACCCCAAAAAGAGAAUGCGCUACUUUGACCCUCUGAGGAAUGAGUACUUUUUUGAUAGAAACCGCCCAAGUUUUGAUGCCAUUCUCUACUACUACCAAUCAGGUGGCAGGUUGCGAAGGCCUGUCAAUGUGACAUUGGAUAUUUUUUCAGAAGAGAUACGCUUUUAUGAGCUCGGUGAGGAAGCCAUCGAGAUAUUCAGGGAGGAUGAGGGAUUUAUUAAGGAAGAGGAGAAACUUCUGCCAGAAAAUGAGUUUCAGAGGCAGGUAUGGCUGCUCUUUGAGUACCCUGAAAGUUCAGGUGCAGCCAGGAUUAUCGCCAUCAUUUCAGUCAUGGUCAUUCUCAUAUCUAUAGUCAGUUUUUGCUUGGAGACACUUCCAAUUUUUCGAAGUGAGGAAAUGGAGAAGCAGAAUGCUGACACAAGCAUUUCCAACUCAACAAUUAUCAUCACCUCCAACUACUUCACCGACCCAUUCUUCAUCCUUGAAACCCUUUGCAUCAUAUGGUUCUCCUUCGAGUUCUUGGUACGGUUUUUUGCAUGCCCCAGUAAAGCAGGCUUUUUUGUCAAUAUAAUGAACAUCAUUGACAUUGUGGCUAUAAUACCUUACUUUAUCACCUUGGGCACAGAGCUGGCAGAGAAGCCAGAGGAUGGUCAACAGGGGCAGCAAGCUAUGUCACUUGCCAUUUUGAGGGUCAUCAGAUUAGUACGGGUCUUCAGGAUCUUCAAACUUUCCCGGCACUCGAAAGGGCUCCAGAUUCUUGGCCAAACACUCAAGGCCAGUAUGAGGGAGCUUGGGCUUCUUAUCUUCUUUCUCUUCAUCGGGGUCAUUCUCUUCUCUAGUGCCGUCUACUUUGCAGAAGCAGACGAGGCAGACUCACAGUUUAUAAGCAUCCCUGAUGCCUUUUGGUGGGCAGUGGUCUCAAUGACGACAGUAGGGUAUGGUGACAUGGUUCCAACUACCAUCGGAGGCAAAAUUGUAGGAUCCCUUUGUGCUAUCGCUGGAGUGCUGACCAUUGCCUUGCCUGUGCCUGUCAUAGUCUCAAACUUCAACUACUUCUACCAUAGAGAGACAGAGGGUGAGGAGCAGGCCCAGUACCUUAAUGUGACCAGUGUCCCCAAGAUAGAUUCAUCAGAAGACCUGAAAAAGAGUCAUAGUGGGUCAACCAUUAGUAAGUCUGACUACGUGGAAAUUCAAGAGGCUGUUAACAACAGCAACGAUGACUUUCGAGAAGAGUACAUUAAGACCGGCAACUGCACCCUAACCAACACUAACUAUGUUAACAUCACCAAAAUGCUUACAGAUGUAUAA
Molecule: messenger RNA, 1881 nt
Organism: Xyrauchen texanus (razorback sucker)
Lineage: Eukaryota; Metazoa; Chordata; Actinopteri; Cypriniformes; Catostomidae
Product: potassium voltage-gated channel subfamily A member 2-like
Exons: 3
Coding region: 394-1881 (495 amino acids)
Biological process (GO): protein homooligomerization; potassium ion transmembrane transport
Cellular component (GO): voltage-gated potassium channel complex; dendrite; axon terminus
Molecular function (GO): protein binding; delayed rectifier potassium channel activity
Source: RefSeq, a predicted model, not a curated record